AGGCAAAAUAAACAUUUGAAAAUAGCAAAAUAUAACUCAGUUAAUUGAGUUGCAGAACGUGCGCGAUUAUACAAUUUUCAGCCUGAAAUGAAUACAGAAAAUAUAGUAAAGCACUAUUGGGAUUGUGCAGCGGCGCUUAAACCCGAGACGCACACACAUAAAUUACUCAAAUCGUACUACAUGACAUUAUGCUGCAGGCGGGCGAAAGCAAGUAUAAAUUUGCCGCGGGAGAAGUUCUCCCGCCACACAAUGUGUCCACGUUGCUCCAGCAAAUGGGACGAGACAAAUUUCCAGAUGAAACUUAAACCUCAGCAAGUCGCACUUACCACCAAAGUUAAAAAACAAUUGGAAAAAUUAUACGAGGCCAACAAGAGCACGGAAAGCCGAAGAACUAUAACCAAGAAGCAGCGUAAAAGGGCUAAAUGGCUACGUAAACGUGUAUUAAGCAAUGUGGAAAUGCAAUGCGAACUGUGUCAACAUAAAACUUUACUAACAUUGCACAAGCCGAGCAGAGGCGAGCGUGAGUCGAGAACGCUGGAAACCGCAGAGUUGGAAGAAAGCACUAUCGUUGAAACUGUGCCUGCACCUACACCAGUUAAAACGAAAAAGAACAAAAGUAAGGAUAAAACAGCUGGUCUGAAACUUGACAAUGUACAAACACACGCAGCUAAAAAAGUAACACCUAACAAGGAUGCCAAUCAAAGGAGGAGCAACCAAAAGACAGCAGCUGUAAUAGUUAAACCACAAGCAAAUAAUAAAAGUGUCAGCAAAACAGCAGCUGCUCCAAAGCAGCAAGCCAAACAUGCCGCCAAUCUAACGCAGCCACUCAAAUCGAAAAAGAAAAAACAACAUACCAAAGUGGUAGCAGCACCUGUAGCACAGAAUGUAAAAUCAAAAACGCAAAAGCAAAAUUCAUUGCUGCAAUUGGCUGCUCUACUCAAGGCGCAAACGACCAGUAAAGCUGGUGCGAAUGUGGCGCAAAAGAAAUUGGAAUCGCUACUAAAAUAGGUACCUGAAAUAGUACGUAGUUAAUUUUAAUAUAAUUCAAUAAUAGCAGUGUAUUUUCGUCUAAUUCUUUUUGUAUUGUGUUUUUAU
Messenger RNA from Anastrepha ludens (Mexican fruit fly), 1095 nucleotides. RefSeq lists its product as uncharacterized. The transcript has 2 exons. The record is from RefSeq and is a predicted model, not a curated record. NCBI's taxonomy places the organism in Eukaryota, Metazoa, Arthropoda, Insecta, Diptera, Tephritidae. The coding region runs from base 88 to 1008 and encodes 306 amino acids.